This is a messenger RNA of Lepisosteus oculatus (spotted gar), 5000 nucleotides long. The record is from RefSeq and is a predicted model, not a curated record. NCBI's taxonomy places the organism in Eukaryota, Metazoa, Chordata, Actinopteri, Semionotiformes, Lepisosteidae.
CCGGAGACAAAUUGGCGCCAUUUUGAAGCCAGGAGGAGGAUCAGAGCUGCAAGAAGACACGAUUGGCUGUUAUUCAUCAAACUAGGGAGCACUGAGCUGAGACCAUGGCUCACUCCAAGGCCAGAGCCACUGAUGGCAAGAUCACCUACCCGCCGGGGGUCAAGGAGAUCUCUGACAAGAUCUCCAAAGAAGAGAUGGUUCGGAGAUUAAAGAUGGUUGUGAAAACCUUUAUGGACAUGGACCAGGACUCAGAGGAGGAGAAGGAGCUCUACCUCAACCUGGCCCUGCACUUGGCCUCCGAUUUCUUCCUCAAGCACCCCGAUAAAGAUGUCCGCUUGCUUGUGGCUUGCUGCUUGGCCGAUAUCUUCAGGAUUUACGCUCCAGAGGCUCCGUACACAUCGCCAGACAAACUGAAGGAUAUAUUUAUGUUUAUUACAAGGCAGCUGAAGGGACUAGAAGACACAAAAAGCGCACAGUUCAACAGAUACUUUUAUUUGCUUGAGAAUAUUGCCUGGGUGAAGUCGUACAAUAUCUGCUUUGAGCUGGAGGACAGCAAUGAGAUCUUCACACAGCUCUACAGAACACUGUUUCAAGUGAUAAACAAUGGCCACAACCAGAAGGUCCAUAUGCACAUGGUGGAUCUGAUGGGUUCCAUUAUUUGUGAAGGGGAUACUGUGUCUCAGGAGCUGUUGGACACUGUUUUAGUGAAUCUGGUACCUGCGCAUAAGAAUUUAAAUAAACAGGCUUAUGACCUGGCCAAAGCUCUGCUGAAGAGGACCGCGCAGGCCAUUGAACCAUACAUCACUAAUUUCUUCAACCAGGUGUUGAUGCUUGGGAAGACAUCUGUCAGUGAUCUGUCAGAGCACGUCUUUGAUCUGAUUCUGGAGCUAUACAACAUAGACAGCCAUCUGCUGUUGUCUGUCCUGCCGCAAUUGGAGUUUAAACUUAAGAGCAAUGAUAAUGACGAGCGCUUGCAGGUUGUAAAGCUGCUGGCCAAAAUGUUUGGGGUGAAGGAUUCCGAACUGGCAGCUCAGAACAAACCCCUUUGGCAGUGUUACCUGGGAAGGUUCAAUGAUAUCCAUGUCCCUAUACGCCUAGAGUGUGUAAAGUUUGCAAGCCACUGCCUUAUGAACCACCCAGAUUUAGCCAAAGACCUAACAGAGUAUUUAAAAGUGAGGUCACAUGACCCCGAAGAAGCCAUCAGGCAUGAUGUGAUUGUGUCCAUUGUAACAGCUGCUAAAAAGGACCUGUCCCUCGUCAAUGACCACUUGCUUAAUUUUGUCAGAGAAAGAACAUUAGAUAAACGGUGGAGGGUCCGAAAGGAAGCGAUGAUGGGGUUGGCCCAGAUCUAUAAAAAAUAUUCUUUGCAAGGAGAGGCAGGAAAAGAAGCUACCAAACAGAUAUCAUGGAUAAAAGAUAAACUACUACAUAUAUAUUAUCAGAACAGCAUUGAUGACAGGUUGCUAGUUGAACGGAUAUUUGCUCAGUAUAUGGUUCCUCAUAACUUGGAAACUGCGGAGAGGAUGAAAUGUCUGUAUUACCUUUACGCAACACUAGACUUCAAUGCUGUAAAAGCUUUGAAUGAAAUGUGGAAAUGUCAGAACAUGUUGAGGCACCAUGUUAAAGACCUGCUUGAUUUAAUAAAACAGCCAAAAUCGGAAGCUUCCAGCAAGGCUGUAUUCUCCAAAGUGAUGGUCAUAACAAGGAACCUGCCAGAUCCCGGGAAAGCCCAGGACUUUGUGAAGAAGUUAGCCCAGGUUCUAGAAGAGGACGAGAGGAUCCGGAACCACCUGGAGACGCUGGUCAGUCCGACCUGCUCCUGUAAACAAGCUGAAGGCUGUGUGAGGGAAAUCACAAAAAAACUUGGAAGUCCCAAACAGCCAAGCAACCCAUUCCUGGAAAUGGUGAAGUUUCUCCUGGAAAGAAUUGCUCCAGUUCACAUAGACACUGAAUCCAUCAGUGCCCUCAUAAAACAAGUCAACAAGUCCAUUGAUGGCACUGCCGAUGACGAGGAUGAAGGGGUGCCUACAGAGCAGGCCAUUAGGGCUGGCCUGGAACUGCUGAAGGUGCUCUCGUUCACUCAUCCUGUUUCAUUCCAUUCCGCGGAAACCUUUGAGUCUCUUCUGGGCUGCCUGAAGAUGGAUGACGAGAAGGUGGCAGAAGCAGCGCUGCAGAUUUUUAAGAACACUGGGAGCAAGAUGGAAGAGAGUUUUCCCCAUAUCAAAUCGGUACUGUUGCCAGUUCUUCAGCACAAGGCUAAAAAGGGUCCACAGCGCCAGGCCAAGUAUGCUAUCCACUGCAUCCAUGCCAUCUUUUCCAACAGAGACACUCAGUUUGCACAGAUAUUUGAGAUUCAGGGCAUCAAGCUAAUGGUAAGAUGGCUGCUAGGAGUGAAAAACAAUUCAAGCAAGUCGGGGAACUCCACAUUGAGAAUGCUCACGGCUAUACUGCACAGCGAUGGAGACUUGACAGAGCAGGGCAAAAUGGGGAAGCCUGAUAUGUCACGUCUGCGGCUGGCAGCAGGGUGUGCGAUCCUCAAGCUAGCGCAGGAGCCCUGUUAUCAUGAAAUCAUAACCCUGGAGCAGUACCAGUUGUGUGCUUUAGUCAUCAAUGAUGAGUGCUACCAGGUAAGACAAGCUUUUGCUCAGAAGCUGCACAAAGGCCUGUGCCGGUUACGGCUGCCCCUGGAGUACCUGGCGAUAUUUGCUCUGUGUGCCAAAGACCCCAUGAAGGAAAGAAGAGCCCACGCCAGGCAGUGCCUGGUGAAGAACAUCAACAUCCGAAGAGAGUACCUGAAACAGCAUGCAGCUGUCCGUGAAAAGUUAUUCUCACUCUUGCCAGAAUAUGUGGUCCCAUAUACAAUCCAUCUCCUUGUGCAUGAUCCUGAUUAUGUCAAAGUGCAAGACAUUGAGCAGCUUAAAGACAUCAAAGAGUGUUUGUGGUUUGUUUUAGAAAUCCUAAUGGCAAAAAACGAGAAUAAUAGCCAUGCAUUCAUUAGAAAAAUGGUAGAAAACAUUAAACAGACAAAAGAUGCCCAGGGGCCGGAUGAUUCCAAGUUAAAUGAGAAACUUUACACAGUGUGUGAUGUGGCUAUGAACAUCAUCAUUUCCAAGAGUACUACAUACAGCUUAGAGUCUCCUAAGGACCCUGUGCUCCCAGCUAGAUUCUUCACUCAGCCUGACAAGAAUUUCAGCAAUACAAAAAAUUAUCUCCCUCCAGAAAUGAAAUCCUUUUUCACCCCAGGAAAGCCUAAAGCAGCAAAUGUCCUGGGGGCUGUAAACAAGCCCCUGUCAACAGCAGGGAAGCAGUCCCAGACCAAGUCGUCCCGCAUGGAGACGAUCAGCAACGCCAGCAGCAACUCCAACCCCAGCUCUCCUGGAAGGAGUAAAGGAAGGCUUGACAGCACAGAAAUGGAUCACAGUGAAAAUGAAGACAUCACGAUAAUGAAAAGCUCUCCGAUGCCAGGGAAGAAGAAUGACAAGCGUGACGACUCGGAUCUCCUGAGGGACGGUGAAAAACCUCGGGGCCGAAAACGAGCCGCGGCCUCCAGUCAGGAUGACCGCUCAGGGCUGGAGGAUUCAGCUCAGGAGCAGAAGCCCAAACGGGGGCGCAAGAGGCCCGCCAACAGCAGCGCGGGGGAGGCGGAGGAGCAGCAGUGGGCGGAGGAGAAGAGGAUACAGGACGGCACCCUGGAGACGGAGGACGAGCAGAACAGCCCCCCCAAGAAGGGCCGGAGAGGCCGGCCGCCGAAGUCGGUCAGCGGCGGCGCGGCCAAAGAAGAAACGCCCAGCAAGGGGCGGAGGGGCCGCAAGAAGGCGGCAGCCCCUGCCGAAGAGGAAGCGGAGGAGGACGAAGAAGAGGAGGACCGCAACAGCGAGAACAUGGAGGUCAAGCAGAAGGGGGGGCGGCAGGCCCGCACACCUCGGAGGUCACAGCAGAGGGUAGAAGCUUCUGAAGCCACGGACGAAGCAGUCGAAUCCACCCCGCAGAAAAGAAGAGGAAGACCUCCAAAAGCAGCACAGUCCCUGCCAAAGAAAAAUGCUCGGGGGUCUCGCUCCAGAGCAGCAGCCAGUAAAGAGAACGACUCGGCUGACGAGAUGGAGGUGUCUCAAGCAAGCAUAGAGGACACAGCACAGGAAGAGGAGGAAGAUGAGGACGAGGAAGCAGAGGAGGAAGAGGAAACCACCGGAUCGCCCAAGGUGCGGCGAAAGACAGCCAGGAGGGACCGAAGAUGAACGCUGGGAUAUUGGGGAAAAUAAUUAUUGGCACUUGGGCUGUAAGCUUCACAAAAGCCCAGAACGGAGAGGGUGAAAGACUAUGAACAGCCUUGCAUCUGCUGACACUGUUUAUUGCAGUCUUUAAUGUCACAAGCUUUUACCACACACAUUAUAAUAUCAUUAUUUGUGGUUUGUUGUGCAUUGUGAUGUGCGCUGGCUAUGUAGAGAUCUAAACUAAAGAGAAAAAAAAUGUAAAUAAUCUCUUUAAUUUUUUUUUUCAUUGUUUUAUUUUCUGAUUUGGGGGGAAAUUGUAUAGCUUUUAUCUUUCAGCUUUAAAGUAAACACCCAAUUUAUCUGUCAAACUGAAACUCAAUGAUGGACCUUAAGCAAUAUAUGUCAAGUGUUUUUUCCGUACCUACUUUUACUGUGAAAUGAGAUCAAACAAAAACUUAUUUUAGGGUUUUCCUUUUUAUAUGUGACACUGUGUAUUUUCCUUUUUCCAUGAAUUUGUUUACUCUUGUGAACAUUAAAUGUGUAGGUGCUAAGGUGCUUUUGCUUAAAAAAGAAAAAUGCUGAACACCAGUUUGAAGAUAAAAGGUAAAAAAAUCAAAGUAUUUGUUACAUUUUACACUUCGGUAUUGGUAACAGAAUUUCAAGUGAACUUAAUGCAUAGAAAUUUUAAUUUCUAAUAUUUCGUUAUUGGCAGUACAUUAAAGAAUUGCUUACUAACUUCCCCAGUCAGUUUUUAUCAGUCUGCUGUACCAAUAAAAUUCUCUAUAUAAA